AUGAAAGAUAUUAAUAAAAGUUUAAAACCAUUAAAUAUUAUUGAAAAAAGUAUUAAACAAAAACUUGAAAGAUAUAAUGAAGAAAUUAUUAAUAAAAGAAUUGAAGAAUUUGAAAAAAUAAUGAUUCAUGAAGCACAACUUAUUAUUCAUAAAAAAGAUUUAAUUAAUAAUAAUUUAAUUAAAUAUAAACGAAAUGCACAAAAUCUUAGUAAAAGAAUAUCUAAAUGUAAAGGAAAAUUAAGUCCUAAAUUUUAUAUGAGAAGAAAUAAAAUUUAUAAUAUGAUUAAGAAAGAAGAAGAAAAACUAAAAUUAAUUGGUGAAGAAGCUAUUAAAAAAGCAAGAAACAUUGAAUUCUAUUUACUUGAAAUGAAUCGUCUUUUCAAAAGAAAAUCAAAAGCUGAUCAUUUGAAAAUUAAAAAUCUUCUUAAGUUGAGAGAUACAAUUGUCUGUCAAAUAUCUCGUAAAUUCUAUGACAACAACAUUAAAUCCCUUACUAAUCAAAUUAAACUUAGACUUCAUAGAAAUAAACACAUUAAUACUAUUCUAAAUAAUCUCAUUAAUGAAUUAAGAAAUCCUAAUGGUAAAUAUUUAUUCUCUAUUCUCAAUAACACAAAUUCUCUUAAUCAAAUUUGUUCCAUUUGUGAAAAUAUCGGAAAUUAUGUCAUUGACAAAAUCGCUAAAGGUACUCCUCAUCUUCUUCUUACUAAAAAUGUCCUCAACUAUUGUCAAUCCUCUCCUAAUGAAAGACUUUGUUUAGAAAGUUUCAUGAAAAUCCAACUCAUCGAUUUAUCUCAUGAUUUACCUGCUUCUGGAAAUCAACUUUGUACUUCAUUAGGUUUCUGUUCUAAAAGCUGGUAA
Messenger RNA from Entamoeba dispar SAW760, 858 nucleotides. RefSeq lists its product as uncharacterized. Bases 1 to 858 code for a protein of 285 amino acids. The transcript has a single exon. The record is from RefSeq and is a predicted model, not a curated record. NCBI's taxonomy places the organism in Eukaryota, Evosea, Mastigamoebida, Endamoebidae.